Messenger RNA from Penicillium subrubescens, 1428 nucleotides. RefSeq names its product Set1-mediated histone H3-K4 methylation subunit Swd1. Lineage: Eukaryota; Fungi; Ascomycota; Eurotiomycetes; Eurotiales; Aspergillaceae. Gene Ontology annotation, cellular component: Set1C/COMPASS complex. The transcript has 5 exons. Gene Ontology annotation, molecular function: protein binding. Bases 1 to 1428 code for a protein of 475 amino acids. The record is from RefSeq and is a predicted model, not a curated record.
AUGAAUUUGUCGCUUGUUGACCCGUUCGUCCUGGCCCAGGACUAUCCGGAUACCCUGACAGAGAAAUUGCGGAGUGGUCAUGCGACAUGUCUUCGAUUUAACCAUACUGGCGACUACCUAGCAUCCGGACGAGUGGAUGGCACUGUCGUGAUCUUUGACAUUGAGACCAAUGGUGUCGCACGCAAGCUCCAGGGUCAUACUCGGCAGAUCCAGUCACUUAGUUGGUCUCGAGAUGGCCGGUACCUACUUACAUCGUCGCAAGACUGGAAGUGCAUAUUGUGGGACUUGAAGGAUGGCUCCCGCGUGCGCACAGUCAGAUUCGAGGCGCCAGUGUACAUUGCGGAGCUGCAUCCGUUCAACCACCUCCUCUUCGUGGCCUCCCUAUUUGAAGACCAACCGGUUCUCGUUGAUAUUUCCUCUCCAAAACCAAUCAAGCGAAUUCUCCCCUCCGCACCCCUCCGCCCUCAGCCUACAAACGGUGAAGAAGUCGAUCCCGCCGUCGCCGCCAAACAAGCAGCGCAAGACGCAAAGCAUUCAACCUGCGUCACCAUAUUCACGGCAUUUGGCAACCACAUCAUUGGCGGCACCUCCAAGGGCUGGAUCAACAUUAUUGAGACGGAAACGUGCACAACAAUCCAUUCCAUGCGUCUGUGCAAUGGAGUCGUCAUUCUCGCCCGCCUUGCCAACAACGGGCGUGAUUUACUGGUCAACAGCUCGGAUCGUGUUAUUCGCACUGUCCUCAUGCCUGACCUUUCCCAGCUUGGUAUUGACUUCGAGCCGUCUGCCAUCAAACUACAAGUGGAGCACAAAUUCCAAGAUGUCGUCAACAGAUUAAGCUGGAAUCACGUCACAUUCUCUUCAACUGGCGAAUUUGUCACCGCAACUACCUUCAUGAACCCAGAUAUCUACGUCUGGGAGCGCAGCCAUGGCUCUCUAGUCAAGAUUCUCGAGGGUCCACGAGAGGAGCUCGGCGUGGUCGAAUGGCAUCCCUCGCGGCCUAUGGUAGUCGCUUGUGGUCUGGAGUCCGGCUGCAUCUAUACAUGGUCGAUUAUUAGCCCCCAAAAAUGGUCUGCCCUAGCUCCAGAUUUCGGCGAAGUUGAGGAAAACGUGGAAUACGUGGAGCGCGAAGAUGAGUUCGACGUUCAUCCAGCCGAACAGGUGCAUCAACGUCGGCUCGAUCUCGAAGAUGAGGAGCCCGACGUGAUCACUCUGGAUCGCGCCGAGGACACCAUCGAUGCAGAGCAGUCCGGCGUAUUCAGUGUUCCGGUCCUUCUGGAUAUCUCGGAUAGCGAGAGCGGAGAGGAUAUUAUCGCAGUGGGACCGGGCACAAUGCGCCGUCGUACUCCCGGUGAUGGAGAUGCCGAGAAGGAUACCAAAUCUGGUGCAAAUGGUGUCGCUCGUGGCGCAGGCAGGAACCGCCGGCGGUAA